Microthlaspi erraticum is the source of this 492-nucleotide messenger RNA. The record is from the annotation of a GenBank genome assembly. NCBI's taxonomy places the organism in Eukaryota, Viridiplantae, Streptophyta, Magnoliopsida, Brassicales, Brassicaceae.
AUGGAUGUUGGUCACUUACUUUUAGGGCGACCAUGGCAGUAUGAUCGAGAUGUUACUCAUCAUGGUAAGAGCAACACUCAUAGUUUUAUUUUUGAGAAUCGUCGCAUCAUUCUCCUUCCUAGCCUAGCUCCACCGACAGCUAAGUUCGACGUUUUGGGUCCGGUCCGUGACGUGGUGCGUGAACCAACGGCGAGUGUGUUAUUUUGUUCCAUGUCGGUGUUUGAGACAGAAUUUCAAGCUGCGGGAUUUGCUGUGGUUCUUUUAACAUCGGACAAAACUCCAAAAAUGGAGAAACCUUUAGUUGCUUGGAUUGCACGUUUACUAGAAGAAUUUGCGGAUGUCUUCCCGUCUGAACUACCUCAAGGUCUUCCACCACUUCGAGACAUUCAACACCAGAUUGACCUUGUUCCUGGAGCUGUCCUCCUGAAUAGACCACACUACAGGAUGAGUCCUCAAGAGCAUGAAGAAUUGAGACGACAAGUCAGGAAUUGA